Ostreococcus lucimarinus CCE9901 is the source of this 1915-nucleotide messenger RNA. RefSeq lists its product with no specific name. NCBI's taxonomy places the organism in Eukaryota, Viridiplantae, Chlorophyta, Mamiellophyceae, Mamiellales, Bathycoccaceae. The coding region runs from base 390 to 1874 and encodes 494 amino acids. The transcript has a single exon. The record is from RefSeq and is a predicted model, not a curated record.
GUGCGGGGGGCGAACUCGAGCUCGAUGGCGCGGGAGGAGCACUGGAAGACUUGAGAACGAAGCUGCACGAGGCCGAACGCGCGGCGCGCGAGAGCGAGCUCGUGGCUCGGUCGAAGGUUUCAAAGGCGUUCGAGCGGUUGAAGGACGCCGACGCCGCGGCGAACGAGGAACGCGAGCGAGCGGCAAAGCUCGAGCGCGAGCUCGAGCGAGUGAAGGCAUCGUGCGAAGAAACGAGCGAAGCGCUUCAAGCGGCGAACAUAAAGGUGAGCGUACUCACCGCUCAAGUCGCGGCUCUCGCCGACGAACCGACGUCGCCGUCCAACGCCAAGGCGAAGAAAGGAAAGGCCAAGACAAAGUCGAAGCCUUCAGACGCGACUGUUGAUGUGGCGAUGGUGAAUUCAAUGCUCACCUCGGCGAAUGAAAAGCUGAAGCACGAAACCGAAGCGCACGAAGCGUCAAAGCGCGCGACGGCGUCGCUCGAAGAAGAAAUCAAGCGUCUGAAACCGCUCGCGCAGAUGACGGAGACGAUGAGAGCAGAUCUUACGUGUGCAGUCGCGGAAGCGAAUGAGGCGAAAUCAAACGCUGAAAAUUGGAAAAAGCUGGUAGACUCUAAAGAACAAUCGUCGGGUGUGAACGAAAGAAAGCUUCGCGAGGCGUUGACGCGACUCAACACGGAAUUGCACGAGGCGAAGGAAAAAGUUCGCGCGCUCGAAGUCGCCAACGAAGACGCUAUGCGCACCGGCACGAUGUUGCAGCAGCAAGCCGUGGAAGCUGGCGAGCGCAUCACUCGAAGUCUCCGAAGUCGUCUCGACGAGGUAAACGAUGAAAUGAGCGAACUGAAGAGGAGAGAAGCCGUAGCCGCGGCUGAAGGCCACGCGGCGUCCGAGGCGAUUCGCCGAGCCGCAAAAUUUGAAGAGGAACUCAAGCGUGCGAAACAUCGCCUCGCGGACGCAGAAAUGGCUCUCGUAGACAGUGAGUCAGCUGUCAAGGCGUUACAGUUUCAGCUCGAUUUGAGCGGAGAAUCCACGUAUCGCGACGACUCGAGCGUGCGACGCGAAACGCGUUUGCGAAACGAGCUCGAGGAGACGAUCGCUCACGCCGCAAAAUCGAGCGCUGAGAUUGAACGCCUCGGCGAUAUCGUUAAAAAGUUAGAUGACGAGCUCACGACGGCUCGCGAAGUCGUAAAACGGCUCACUGAAGAAAACAACUCGCUCAUCAAUCGCGUCGACGCGGCGGAAAAGAAGAACGAGAUUCAUUCCCUCCUCGGCGCGACGAGCGCGAAGCACGAAGACUUGGAAUUGCUCCAAACGACGGCGAGUAAAGUGGACUUGAUCGUGGCUGAAAAUCAGCGAUUAGCGUCUGAAUGUAAGGCGGCGCACACCGCGCUGAAGACCGCAGAGGACACGGCGAGGACGGCGAAGUCGGCGCUGGCGAGCGAACGCGAAGAAUUCGAAGUGUGGAGGCGCAAGGCGAGGGAAAUAAUCGAUUCCAAAGACCGCGAGAUUGAUCGUAUACGCGCCCGCGGAGAUGAUAAGCAACCGCCUCCCAAGUCGACGCCGACAGCAAUGCUCAAGCGCAAAGGCGGCGCCGAGGACGACGCUUCGUACAUCAAGGCGGUGUUACUGCAAUUCCUCGGCGAAGAGGAAUGGGAGGUGCAGCAAAACUUGCUCCCCACCGUUAUCGCGCUGUGUGGCGGUACAUCGGAAGAUUUGCGGAAAAUUCAAGCGAAUCGCGCUAAUUUAGAACCGACGUUCGUGCACUCGACCGAAGUAGCAAUCUCGAAAUCUCUGGAGCAGGGCGCGAUGACUGUCGCGUCGACGGCGAAUUCUUUCACCGAGAGCAUCGGUUUGGGGCGAUUUUUUUCGAGCGCGUGACGAAACAAUAGAUUAGGUAGAAGAUGGCAAGAAAUAGAAGA